Messenger RNA from Aspergillus ochraceoroseus IBT 24754, 1011 nucleotides. RefSeq lists its product as uncharacterized. NCBI's taxonomy places the organism in Eukaryota, Fungi, Ascomycota, Eurotiomycetes, Eurotiales, Aspergillaceae. The record is from RefSeq and is a predicted model, not a curated record. The coding region runs from base 290 to 934 and encodes 214 amino acids. The transcript has a single exon. Gene Ontology annotation, biological process: retrograde vesicle-mediated transport, Golgi to endoplasmic reticulum.
UGAGCGUCGUGAAGCUAAAAUCAAGGAGGGAGGCGCAGCGCGAUUGGAUAAGAUUACCAGCCUGAGCGGACGGACUCCUUCAGCACGUACGACUCUCCGGACGCAGCUUUGAGCGUCGAGUGUCUUGACCUCCCCGCUUGAAGAUAGAGAGACCCCAUGGCUAAUCUAUUAUUCUGCUACAGAUCGUGAAGAAGCCUCUCCCACUCCUUCAUUACAACCACCCACUGUUAUUCCCUCUCCCUCUCCCUCCCCCGAACCCCGGCCCCUACCUCGCCAAGCACAACCGUCCAUGCCGUCACCGUCACCGAGCGUCGACGAACUCUCCCCGGAAAUGAUUCGGGAACAGCAAGAGGCUUUCCGUGCUCUGCUCCGGCAAUCUGCACCCUCUCCAGGGGAACAAGACGUCGAAGAAGACCCGACAAUGAAACUGGUCAACGCUCUCAUGGGAGGUAUGGGAGGCAUGCCUGGUGCGGACCCAAGCGGCGGUGCUGGGACCAGCGCCGACGCUCCAGGAGGACUAUCUCCCGACCUGGCAUCAUCUCUGGGCCUUCCACCAUUCGUCUCGAACAUGCUUGGAUCGGUGAUGCAGCAGCCAACGGAAGAACAGAAGAUGGCCCUCAUGAUGUGGAAAAUCGUGCAUACCGUGUUUGCUAUCGCGGUGGGCAUCUACCUGGUCUUUAUUACAAGCACGUCGGUUGCUACGUAUGGCAGCCAACCGCCGCCUCCGGCCACGGUGCAGAAUCCUUUCCUGUUCUUUACGACUGGCGAGCUGGUGUUAACUGGGGCGAGAGUGAUGCUGAAGAGUCGGAAUGGUGGGUUGACGGGGCCUUUUAUGUAUAUUCAGGUGCUGAAAGAUUUGAUCCGGGAUGGAAGUAUUGCGCUGUUUCUUUUCGGAAUGGGUGCAUGGUGGACUAAGGAGUGGACGAUUGUUUAAUUUGUUUUUCAUUUCAUAAAAUCAGAAUCUUAAUCCUUUGCACCUUUUGGAGAGAGAAAAAGAAAAAAAAAAAAAAA